AUGGGGCCAGGAGCAGCGGGGGCGGUGGGGGAGACGGGGACGUGGACGUCGGGCACGGGGGCGGCGGGACUAGCAGACGGCAAAGACAUGGCUGACGACACAGAUCCUGAUUCCAGUGAGUGUUUGGUUUAUCUUUAUGGAUCACCAAUUUCUCUUGCUCUCUUUGUAGUUUAUGAGCAACAUGUCAAUAUUGUUGGUGACGAUCAAGACGUUGCUGUUGGUGGUGGUCAAGAUGUUGCUGUUGUUGAUGAUCAUCAUGGUACUGCCGAUGAGGAUCAUGAUGUUGCUGGUGCUGAUCUUGUUUACGCGCCGAUCAACUAUAUUAUUGGGUUUCUUGAUGUUGAUGUCCUCAUUUUAAAACGGCGGGGUUACUCCACGCUUGUGAACCCUUCAUUGGAUCUCGACGAUGUCAACCAGUGGUGCAAAAGGUUUAAACCCCCAAACCCUAUCCCCCACCACCAGCCCCACCCGUCUCCCUUCUUCCCCUUCUCCAGCUUCCUGGACCUCCGCAACCCAGCGACCUCGCGGUGGUUCCUCGGCCCGCCCUCACCCUCCGCGACUCCCCCACCCGCCGCCUCCUCGAACUCCAGCAACCAGUUUGACGUCCACCUCGGCGGCCUCCUCUCCGGCGGCGCCACCAUCCAGAUCUUCCUCGAGGGCUCCUCCUUCCCCGGCGGAUUCAUCUCCUCGCCCGCCCCCGGCGCCGGCGGGGUCAGCCUCGUCGACUACUUCAUGGGAUCCGGCCUCAAGCAGCUCAUCCAGCAGCUCGCGGAGAACGACCGCAGCCGCUACGACACCAUGCCCACCGCCAAGGCUGCGGUUGCCGCCCUCCCUGAUGUCGCCGUCGAUGGGGGCGCCCAGCAUGUCCUCCAAAAGGACUGCAUCCUGCCAUGGCUUGACCUUCACAGCUCCUCCCCGUCUGCCGCCAUCUAUGUCCACCAGUGCCAGGCAGCUGCCACUGCGGCGGCGGCACCUGCGGCCCCAGGUGGCUGCCCUUCGCCUAGGGUCAUGGUGAGGAGGUUCAGGAUCUCGCUGCCGUGGCCUCUCAGGGCCGCUUUUGGAGCUCAGCAGGCGGAGAGCAGCGACCAGGACGCUGCUGGCUAUGGCGACUACCAAAACGAUGGGAAUGCGAGCGGUCGCUCGUAUGAUGAUCUCGACUAA
Messenger RNA from Triticum aestivum (bread wheat), 1161 nucleotides. RefSeq names its product E3 ubiquitin-protein ligase RING1-like. The record is from RefSeq and is a predicted model, not a curated record. The transcript is spliced from 5 exons. The coding region runs from base 1 to 1161 and encodes 386 amino acids. NCBI's taxonomy places the organism in Eukaryota, Viridiplantae, Streptophyta, Magnoliopsida, Poales, Poaceae.